GCGUCCCAGUAUACCGCGCGCGGCUGCGGGGCGGGGGUUUGGACCUAGGGUCUCGGCAGCUGCGGCGGCGGCGGCGGCGGCUGGGGUCUGCCGGGGCGGUCGGCAGAGCGGGCGCGGGCGCUACCCCAGAGGCGAUGAUGGGCAAGGAAGAGGAGAUCGCGCGAAUCGCCCGGAGGCUGGACAAGAUGGUGACCAGGAAGAGCGCGGAGGGAGCCAUGGACCUGCUGCGGGAGCUGAAGGCCAUGCCUAUCACGCUGCACCUGCUCCAGUCUACCCGUGUUGGAAUGUCUGUCAACGCCCUGAGGAAGCAGAGCUCGGACGAGGAGGUCAUUGCACUGGCCAAGUCUCUCAUCAAGUCCUGGAAGAAGCUCCUGGAUGUUUCCGAUGGUAAAACCAGGGAUCGAGGGAGGGACACACCUCUACCUACAUCAUCCACAAAGAAUGCCUCAGAGGCCGUGGAUCCCAGCCGUAAGAGGCUGGAGCUGCCCAGAAUGCCAUCCACCCCAAGGAUCACCACAUUUCCUCCGGUGCCCAUUACUUGUGAUGCUGUACGCAACAAGUGUCGUGAGAUGCUAACCACCGCCCUGCAGACAGACCACGACCACGUGGCAGUUGGCGCGGACUGUGAGCGUCUGUCGGCUCAGAUCGAGGAGUGCAUCUUCCGGGAUGUGGGAAACACAGACAUGAAGUACAAGAAUCGUGUGAGGAGUCGCAUCUCUAACCUGAAGGACGCCAAGAACCCAGAGCUUCGGAGGAAUGUGCUAUGUGGUGCCAUAACGCCCCAGCAGAUUGCAGUGAUGACAUCGGAGGAGAUGGCAAGUGAUGAGCUGAAAGAGAUCCGCAAGGCCAUGACCAAGGAGGCCAUCCGGGAGCACCAGAUGGCCCGCACAGGUGGCACACAGACAGACUUGUUCACCUGUGGCAAGUGCAGAAAGAAGAAUUGCACCUAUACACAGGUGCAGACUCGCAGCUCUGAUGAACCCAUGACCACCUUCGUUGUCUGCAAUGAAUGUGGAAACCGCUGGAAGUUCUGCUAAGCCAUCAUGCAGAUGUGCUACAGUCCCAGGCCAGGCCAUGGCCUCCCACAUUCCUGGUGGACACAGCUUCUCUGGAGACCCCCCAGAAGAUGGCAUGCUUGCUCCAGCUUGCCUGCUUGGCAUGCAUUGUUCUGCCUUUUGCCCCUCAUUAUUAUUAAAUGUUUCGUUUUGCCAUCUUGC
Chinchilla lanigera (long-tailed chinchilla) is the source of this 1217-nucleotide messenger RNA. RefSeq names its product transcription elongation factor A (SII), 2 (gene Tcea2). NCBI's taxonomy places the organism in Eukaryota, Metazoa, Chordata, Mammalia, Rodentia, Chinchillidae. Gene Ontology annotation, biological process: DNA-templated transcription; transcription elongation by RNA polymerase II. The transcript is spliced from 10 exons. Gene Ontology annotation, cellular component: nucleus. The record is from RefSeq and is a predicted model, not a curated record. Gene Ontology annotation, molecular function: nucleic acid binding; zinc ion binding. Bases 135 to 1037 code for a protein of 300 amino acids.